Molecule: messenger RNA, 2424 nt
Organism: Nakaseomyces glabratus
Lineage: Eukaryota; Fungi; Ascomycota; Saccharomycetes; Saccharomycetales; Saccharomycetaceae
Gene: MEF2
Product: mitochondrial elongation factor MEF2
Biological process (GO): ribosome disassembly; mitochondrial translation
Cellular component (GO): mitochondrion
Molecular function (GO): GTPase activity; GTP binding
Source: RefSeq, a predicted model, not a curated record
AUGUUACGCUUUGUCUGCGGUAGGUUUCAAAGUGGCAUACGGCGGUACGCUACUACAAUUGAUCGAUUCAGAAACAUAGGUAUAAUAGCUCACAUUGAUGCAGGAAAGACCACCACUACCGAGCGGAUGCUGUAUUGUGCGGGGAAGAUCAAGCGGAUAGGUGAUGUUGACUCUGGAGAUACAGUUACGGAUUUUCUUCCUCAGGAAAGAGAUCGAGGAAUAACAAUACAGAGUGCUGCCAUAUCGUUCCAGUGGCACGAUUCCAGCAGGGAUAAUAGCCCUCGCGUAAUUAACCUAAUUGACACCCCAGGACAUGCAGAUUUUAUUUUUGAAGUUAUACGGUCUUUGAAAGUACUCGAUGGUGCUGUCCUAAUUCUCGAUGGUGUUGCUGGUGUUGAAGCACAGACGGAGAAGCUGUGGAGAUACUCUAGAAAUAUCCCCAAGAUAUGUUUCGUGAAUAAGAUGGAUAGAGUUGGAGCUGGCUUUAGCAAAACUUUGAAAGAGCUGACAUAUAAGACAGAUAGAAGGUGCGUUGUCGUCAACUUCCCAUACUUCGAGCAGACAAACCAAUCAGAGGAUCCAGUAUUCUGUGGAGUAAUAGAUGUGAUAAAUAUGAAACUAUUAAAAUGGGACACGAAAGCAAACAGCCCAGAUGCUGUAACAGUAGUUGACCUUUUGGAAUUGAAUGACUCUGAUAAUGCCAAAGUUGAAGCAAUAAAAUCUAGAGAGAGCAUGGUAGAGAUUCUGGGAGAACUAGAUGAUGUAUUUGUUCAGGAGUUCUUUGAUGGCCCUUCUGAAGGCAAUUCCUUGAAAGUCUCAGCGCAGGUUUUAAACAAAUCCAUUAGAAAACUCACCAUAGCAAAUGAAUUAACUCCCGUUUUAGCCGGUGCUUCUUUCAAAAACGUUGGAAUACAACCCUUACUAGAUGGUAUUAUUCAGUAUCUGCCUUCCCCAUUAGAAGCAAGACUACCUGAAGUAAAUCCGAAGGACAUUCCUGUUGUGCAUGACCCAAAAGUAGGUGCCUUGAUAAACAAACAGAAUAAUCUUUGUGUAGCAUUGGCAUUUAAAGUAACCCAUGAUCAAAUUAGAGGAUUGAUGGUAUUUGUUAGAAUAUAUUCCGGUGUACUGAACAGUGGUAAUACUGUUAUGAACACAACUACUGGAGAGAAAUUUAGAAUAGGUAAGUUGGUAAUUAUGCAGGCUGAUCAAGCACAAGAAGUUAAGAGCCUUUCCCCGGGUCAAAUUGGUGUUCUCACUGGUGCAACCAUCACCAAUAAAGUAGCUACUGGUGACACAAUUAUUUCGCAUUCUAUAAAAAAAGAUGGUAUAAGAAGCUUUGGUGAGAAGGAAUCUCAAUUGAAAGUAAAUGCUAUACAAAUUCCUCCACCAGUUUUUAGUGUAAUUGUAGAACCUAAAUCAUUAGGUAAUAAGAAGUUAAUCGAGGAUGCACUGAAGGAAAUAACAAUGGAAGAUCCAAGUUUACAUGUCAUAAUUGAUGAAGAAACAGGACAAACCGUGCUUAAUGGUAUGGGCCAGUUACAUUUAGAAAUAGCAAAAUUCAGACUAGUGAACGAAAUGAAGGUUCCCGUUGAUUUCGGCAAGAUUGCGGUUUCAUAUAAAGAAACUCUAGAGUUGCCGACAGAAGUAGUUACGUUUAAAGAUGAGCGUGGCUUUCACUUUUCAUUAUCUGUCGAGUCUUUUGAAAAAGAUACGAUAAAUAUAGAAGAAAGGAGUGGUGCCUCAUGUUUCUCUGUUGAUAAUGAUGAGAAUUACCUGAUAAUCGAAGGCUUUCAGGAUAGGCUACAAAAAUCCAAUUGGGCCUAUCAAAUACCUAUCAGAAAUUUCGUUACCACCAUACUAUCAAGUGCUAUGGCAUCUUUACAAAGUGCUGGGAAAGUUGGACAUUUACCGCUUUACUCUUGCGCUGUAAGACUAAAAAAAGACUGGGAUUUUCCAUUAGACUUACAAAGUCCUGCCGAACUACUAAGUAUUACAAGAUCAUUGAUUACUGAAGCUCUACAAACUGUAGAUGUAAGUAACUACACUCUAUUAGAGCCAGUAAUGGAUGCCCAUAUAAGUGUACCACAAAAUGAUAUCGGUACAGUAAUGCAAGACUUGUGUAGUGCUCGUACGGCCACAAUAUCAUCAUUAGAUGAUGAAAAUGUAUCAUCAUCUGAUAAGCUAAUGGAAUUGGAGAGUCAGUCUAAGCAUUUGUACUACCCAACUGAUUCCACUUUGGGAACAGCAAAGAUUCAAGAUGAUAAAUUGAAGACAAUACAUGCAAUAUGUCCUUUAAAAGAAAUGGUCACUUACUCAAGCAAGUUAAGAAGUUUAACAAAGGGUAGGGGCGAACUGCAUAUGGACUACAAGGGUAUGUCCAAAGUUUCACAAGAAAGAAUCCCAGAUAUUCUACAGGAAUUGUAA